This is a messenger RNA of Alternaria atra, 17877 nucleotides long. RefSeq lists its product as uncharacterized. Gene Ontology annotation, molecular function: catalytic activity; phosphopantetheine binding. The transcript has 13 exons. The record is from RefSeq and is a predicted model, not a curated record. Bases 1 to 17877 code for a protein of 5958 amino acids. Lineage: Eukaryota; Fungi; Ascomycota; Dothideomycetes; Pleosporales; Pleosporaceae.
AUGUCAUCAACGGUCGUCACUAAUGUCGAGGAGAGCCUCCAGUCCAUCUGGGCUCAUGUCCUCAACCUGCCCCAUGUUCCUCUCGACCAGUCCUUCCUUUCGAUAGGAGGCGAUUCCAUCUCUGCUAUGCAGGUUGUGGGUCAAUGUCGCAAAGAAGGCAUGAGUCUUGGCGUUCAAGAAGUCUUGCGAAGCAAGUCUAUCACACAGUUAUCCACCUCUGUCAAAGAAGUCGGAACUUCAGCCUACGACCACGAGGAAUUCUUUGACGAGGAUUUCGACCUCUCACCCAUUCAGUCACUCUUUUUCCAACGUCCAAACACGAACGGUCACUUCAACCAAUCCUUUUAUCUACGAGUGGCGCGUAAGACCGACGCCGGCGAUUUUCAAUCGGCAGUGGAACAACUCGUGACACGCCACUCUAUGCUGCGAGCAAGGUUCACCCACUCGCCUGAACAUGGAUGGCAGCAACGUCUUACAAAUGAUAUCGACGGCUCUUAUCGCUUUCGUCAUUUGGCAGUAUCAUCACAAGCUCAGAUCGAUACUCAGAUUGCGGACUCGCAACAAUGCUUCGACCACGUCACUGGCCCGUUGUUCGCUGCUGACUUCUUCGAUUUUGGAGAAGAACAGUAUGCAUUCCUAACCGGUCACCAUCUAGUGGUUGAUCUGGUCACGUGGAGGUUGCUGCUAGAAGAGCUUGAGGAGAUCCUCAAAGGUGGACAGCUACUUGCACCUGCCCUUCCAUUUCAGAAGUGGGCCGAGUUGCAGCGUGAUCAUGCUGAGUCUCUCGAACUUGAUGAAGUCCUCCCUGCUGUUGACGUUCCUCCCAUGGACUUUACAUAUUGGGGCAUCCAGCAUCAAGAUAACACGUACGGCAAUGCUAGUCAUGCCAGUUUUGAGCUGGAUAAGGAGCUUAGUUCCGCUUUCCUGACUAACUGUCACGCCGCUUACAAGACUGAGCCGGUCGAAGUCUUGCUUGCAUCUCUAAUUCAGUCAUGGUCACAUGUCUUUACAGACAGGCCUGUCCCUGCUAUCUUCAACGAAGGACAUGGGCGUGAACCAUGGGACUCAGAAAUUGACAUCACUCGGACAGUUGGGUGGUUCACAGCACUAUCCCCAAUCCUUGUGUCACCAUCGAAAAAUCCUACAGACACUGUUCGCAAGAUCAAAGAUUUCAAACGCCGCAUUCCUGGCAACGGACGACCAUAUUUUGCUAGACGAUGUCUUACUGAGGAUGGCCGUGACAACUUUCAGACACAUUGGCCCAUGGAGAUCUUGUUUAACUAUCUCGGCCAGUAUCAGCAACUUGAGAGGGCUGAUGCUCUCCUUCAGCCAUCAGGCACCAUGGCAGGUGAGACAGGCAAGGCUGGCGGCACGUCCGACUUCGGCCAUGAAACCUGCAGGUGGGGCCUCUUCGAAAUCUCCGCCUUCGUCUUCAAAGGUCAUCUCAAGGUUGCCUUCACCUUUAAUCGACACAUGAGCCAUCAACCGCUCAUUCAACGAUGGGUCUCGGAAUGCCAGGACACCAUUUCCAACAUGAUCCGCGGUCUUACCCUUCUAGACCCCAAGCCAACCCUGAGCGACUUUCCACUACUGUCAUUGACAGAUGAAAGCUUUUCGACCAUGAUUGACAGCUUCUCAGCCAUGGAUAUCUUAGACACCGACGUAGAAGACAUCUAUCCUUGUUCAAGAAUGCAAGAAGGGCUGCUAUUGUCGCAGAGUAAAGACGCCGGGUUUUACGCUGCGGCUACUCUUCACGAGGUCACGACUUUGGAUGAGAAGAUCGCGCCCGAGGUAGUUGCUGAUGCCUGGCAACAAGUAGUCGAACGACACCCAGCGUUGCGCACAGUCUUCAUCGAAAAUGUUGGUGCAAAGGGUCUUUAUAACCAGGUUGUCCUUAAGCACAUCGACGCUAAUAUUGUGUAUCUUGAUGCAUCGGACGAGACAGAUGCUAUCAGACUGAUCGAGGAACAACGCUCAGUAAGCUACAACUACGGCCGAUGCCCAAACCACCGUUUCACCAUCUGUACCACAGCUGAUCAGAGGAUCUACUGUUCUCUGGACAUCAGCCAUGCCAUCAUGGACGGCCAUUCCAUGAGUCUGUUAGUCGAUGAACUCAGGAAAGGAUGUGCGGGCCAUUCCCUUCUCGAAGGCACACCAUACAGCGCAUACAUUGCAUGGCUUGCAAAACAGCCCGAGGAGUCUAGUCUUGAGUUCUGGAAAUCCUACCUUGGAGGCAGUGAGGUCUGCUCUUUCCCGAUCCUUGACGACGGACUAGGUCAAACUGUGGCGAAGGAACUCGUCACCAUCCGUCUCGAUCUUACCAGUAUCAGUCUGGCCGAUUUGCAGCAUUUCUGCAACACCAACGGCAUCACCAUAUCUAACGUCUUUCACACUGCAUGGGCACUGACACUCAGCUGCUACAUCGGAAGUAAUGAUGUGACCUUCGGCUAUCUCACCUCCGCGCGUGAUGCGGAAGAAGUCCAUGGAGUAGAGAGUAUCGUGGGUCCGCUGAUUAAUACACUCGUCUGCCGUGUGAACCUAUCGGAUGGCUCUCGUUGUCUCUUGGAUAUCCUACAGGAUGUGCAAAGAGACUAUAUGGAAGCCCUGCCACAUCGCCACAUAGCGUUGCCUGACGUUCAGCAUGUGCUUGAGCUUUCCGGUGCUAGUCUCUUCAACACCGCGCUCUCUUAUCGCCGUCUUCCGCAGGAACAAAGCUACCAGAAAGAGGACGUCCAUCUUAGGGAGGUUCGCCCAAUCUACGACCCCACUGAAUACCCAGUCAGCGUCAACAUCGAGGUUGGAGAUGAUGCUGCGGCCGUGGAUCUCGACUACUGGACCGACCACCUCACCGCCGUGCAGGCCAGAAACGUCGCCAACACAUUUGCGAAGGCCCUCGAGAACAUUGUCUUCAAUGCCAAGCGGCGAAUCUCAGCCUUGGAUCACCUUAGCUCAAGGCAUUUGCAACAGCUACAGGAAUGGAACGUCAUGCCACCAACCGUUGACGAGUGCGUACACGAUAUAUUCGCUCGAUGGGCCGAAUCCCAGCCAGAAGAACCCGCAAUAUGCGCACAUGAUGGCGAGUACACAUACGGCCAGCUCAAAGCCGCUACAGAUCGUCUAUCACAUCAUCUUGUUCAGCUCGGGGUUGGUCCUGAGGUUUUCGUGCCCACUUGUUUCGACAAGAGUGCUUUCGCGAUCAUCGCUAUGCUCUCUGUUCUCAAAGCAGGUGGUGCUGCUGUGCCACUGGACGCAGCGCACCCUGCUCCAGCGCUACAGACACGCCUAGAAGAUGCUGCAGCUCAAGUGGUGCUAACCACUGCCUCGCGCGCAGAGAAGUUCGACGGUCUCGUGCCUAAUAUUAUUGUGUACACCUCUGAUGGCGACAUGAUCUACCUGGGUAGGAAGGACUCCCAAGUCAAACUGCACGGACAACGUAUAGAGCUAGGCGAGAUCGAACAUCACCUCAAGCUGAAUCUCCCUUCCGGAGCCAAAUCGGCGGUUGAGCUAGUCAAAUUCAACGACAGCAAUAAAACCAAGGCGCUCGUAGCGUUCAUGUGCCUAGCAGAGGAUGACGGUCCAGCUGCAAUUAGCGAGAUGAGCGAGCCGGUACGAGAAGUGGCAAAGCAGGUCGAGAUCGCACUCGCCAACGCGCUUCCUGUCUACUACGUCCCUUCCAUGUUCAUGCCGGUCACUCGCAUGCCCAUGACGACGUCCGGUAAACUCGAUCGGAAGGUCCUACGCGCACUGGCAGCUGCUCUCCCUGAGUCGCACUUAACUCCCUUCCGCCUAGCGGGUAAAAGCGGUCGCGCACCUGCUGGACACGCUGAAGUCACUCUCGACCAGAAGCAGUCUGAUGCAUUUUGGCUCUCGCAGCUCGACAAUGUCGCAGCUGCACAAUUCCCUCAGCUACCGUCUCCAGACCACCGUGUAGAAGCCAACGGCCAGUUGCUGCACACUGUGCAACUCACACGCAAUCCAAGCCUAGAGGUCACCAUUCCUUCUAUGAUCCGCGCAGCAUGGGGCAUCCUUCUUGCAACCUACUCAGGUUCAGAUGACGUGAUCUGGGGUGAGACCAACAGUGGCCGUGAGGCUUCUGUCCCUGGUAUUGAGUCCAUCAUCGGUCCUACGAUCACAACCGCACCCGUCAGACUACGGCUCAACCGUACCUUGACAGUACACGACUACCUCAAGGAGACUCAGAAGCAGUCGUCACUCUCUCUCCCAUAUCAAUUCGCAGGAUUGCAACACAUCAGCAAACUCAGUUCCGAAACAGCAAUAGCUUGCGACUUCCAAAGUUUCUUGGGCAUCGAAUCGGGCGAUGAUUUCGACGCUGAGAGCCCGCUAUGGCACAUGGUAAGCGCCAACACCAUUGGAACCGACUUCUUCAGCUAUGCGUUCGUCUUCAAUUGCAAGGUCGAUGCGACUGGUGUACAAGUCGAAGCCUUGUUCGACGAUCGCGUCGUCGAAAACUGGCUUGCUCAGCGCAUGGUCCGGCAAUUCGACUUCAUUCUCACCCAACUGAACGGCGCCGACAACGUUACGCGAACGCUGGCUGACCUUGACUUGAUCAAUCCUGCGGAUCGCAAGACAAUCAGCUCUUGGAACAGCAAGCCAGUGCCAGUCAUCCCUCGAUGCAUUCACAGUGUCAUUGCAGAGGAUCAAACCGCGCUUCGUCCUGCCGCAUCUGCUAUCGACGCCUGGGAUACUGGUGUCAUGUCGUAUCGCGAACUUGACGAGCGAUCUUCUGCGCUCGCACACCGAUUGAUUCGUCUUAGAGUAAAGCCGAAACAGUUCAUUCCUCUCUGCUUCGAUAAGUCAGGAUGGGCGAUCGUGGCCAUCCUCGCUGUACUCAAAGCAGGAGCGGUAUUUGUUCCCUUGGACUUCGAAGCACCUGUGCUGCGCCUUCGUGAGAUUGUCUCCGACCUUGAUGCCGACUUUCUUCUUUGUGCGCCACAGUAUCAGGAACUUUGCGAGUCCAUACCAUGCAGCACUCUGAUCGUUGACCGGCAGUCAACUGAAGCGUCCGUCGAUCGUGUACAAAAGCUUCCUACAGUUCAUAGCGACUCUCCAGCAUACGCGUUCUUCACCUCCGGCUCAACUGGAAAACCAAAAGGAGCUGUCAUAAAGCACACCCAUUUUGUCACCAGUUCUACGGCGUUCGCUCCAGGCUGGAAGAUCUCCAACACCUCCAGAGUUCUACAGUUUUCUUCAUACACAUUCGAUGCUUGCUUGAUCGAGAUUUUUAGCACACUCAUGCUGGGUGGAACAGUGUGCGUGCCUGAUCAGGCUUCCCGCACGAAUGAUCUUGUUGGGGUUAUCAAUAAGUUCAAUGUCAACUGGGCAACUCUCACCCCAUCAGUCGUCCGUACGAUAUCGCCCUCGCAAAUCCCCAAGCUCGAAACCCUAGUUCUUGUAGGAGAGGCCAUGUCACAACAAGAUCUGGUCACUUGGGCUGACAAGGUCACACUUGGCAAUGGCUACGGACCAACUGAAUGCGCUUGCGUUGCAACGUCCAAUAUCAUGACGCCUCACACGAAGCCAAAUAAUUUAGGUAGAGCUGUGUCAGCUCGAGGUUGGAUUGUUUCGAGGAACAACCAUCAUGCUCUUGCGCCAAUUGGUGCUAUCGGAGAACUUUUGCUCGAAGGUGGUGGAGUUGGGGUCGGAUAUCUUAAUAACCCGGAAAAGACCGCCCAAGCUUUCGUAGGAAAUGUGAAGUGGUUCGCAGACCUUGUAUGCGAAGACGCCUCAGCACCGGUGCGAAUCUACAAGACUGGGGAUCUGGUCAAAUACAACGAGGAUGGAACUAUGCUGUAUCUCGGCCGCAAAGAUCUACAGACAAAGGUCCGAGGCCAACGGCUAGAGUUGUCCGAAGUUGAACACAAGCUAUUGGAAGAUCACAUCGUGCAAAGCGCCCUGGCUUCAGUGCCUACGGCUGGACCUUGCGCGAAGCGACUAGUCGCUAUCGUUUCGCUUCAGAACAUGGCGGUCACGACGACUGACACUGACAACAGAUUGAGGAUCCUACCACAAGAAAGUGCAUCGCUGAACAUCGCCACGAUUCGAGACGGUCUUUGCGAGCGCCUGCCUGCGUACAUGAUCCCCUCUCUGUGGAUUGCAGUCGAGCGGUUCCCAUUAAUGCCCUCCGGAAAGCUGGAUCGCCGACGCGCCAUACAGUGGCUGGAAGAGAUGGAUCAGGCCACGUAUCGUCUUAUUUCAGCCGUGGGGACGGACAAUACUGAGGCCAGCGACGGAAAUCCCAUUGAAAUGAAGCUACAGGCCAUCUUCGCCAAGGUGCUGAACCUUUCUGUCGCUGACGUUCGUCUCAACCAGUCGUUCUUGCAUCUUGGCGGUGACUCGAUCGCUGCCAUGCAGGUCUCAUCGCAGUGUCGAGCGCAGGGUUUCCCAAUAAGCGUACAAGACAUCAUCCGCUCCAAAUCUAUCUCGGCCAUGGCCUCAAAAGUCGAUCUUACUCAAAGCUCACAAGUCGCAUCCGAAGCUAUCGACUUCGACUUGCCAUUCGAUCUCUCGCCCAUUCAGAAGGUCUUUUUCGAUGUUGUUGGUGAUAAGCACAACCACUUCAAUCAGACUGAACUGUUUCGUCUCUCACGAAGCGUCGAAAUCGAAGAGCUUCGAUCAGCACUGACGGUCCUCGCCAAGACUCACCCUAUGCUUCGCGGGCGCUUCUCUAAGAACGAAGCAGGAGUCUGGAAACAACGAAUCGAGAAGGACACGCCAAACUCGUUUAGACUCCGUCACCAUAGAGUCCAUGCCGGCAAUGAUGCCAACUUACGCCCCAUUAUCGACAACAGCCAGGCCACCUUGGACGUUACCAACGGCCCGACCUUCGCAAUCGAGCUCUUCGACGUCGAUGAAACAUUCUCCCAAGCUAUCGCUCUUGUCGCUCACCAUCUGGUCAUUGAUGUGGUGUCAUGGGGUAUACUCCUCGAAGACCUUCAGGGUCUACUUCAGGGUGUUCAACCAGCGCCUCAAAGUCUGCCAUAUCAUAUGUGGUUGCAACAGCAAUCACUUCAGGCCAAACAAGAGAGCGCUAGGAGAGUGUUUCCAGCUGGUGAUAUCACACCAGGAGAUCUCGAUUAUUGGGGAAUGGAGGGUCGACAAAACCUCAACGGAGAUGUAGUAGAGGGAGAUGUGCAGCUGUCUACACGAGACACUAUGCUUCUCCUCGGUGCACAGGACGCUUUAGCUACCGAGACCCUCGAUAUUUUGAUAGCCGCUCUCUUCGAAUCUUUCCGCAAAGUUUUCCCCGACAGAUCCACCAUCACGAUACACAACGAAGGUCACGGUCGUGAAACCUUCAACGCUCGCCAAGAUCUAUCUCGUACAAUUGGCUGGUUCUCCACCGUAACACCUAUUCAUCUCCCUGUCCCCUCGGAUGAGGCGACAGAUAUGAUCAGUACGAUUCGUUGGGUUCGAGACUUCAGAAACCGAACCCCGGACAAAGGACGUCCUUACUUCGCCUAUCGAAACCUUACCGAAGAAGGACAGACACGGUUUGCCAGUCAUUGGCCAGCGGAAGCUGUCUUCAACUACGUUGGAAGGCUUCAAAACCAAGACGCUAAAGACGGGCUGUUCACUUCCCUCGAUGAUGUAGACUCUUGCGAAGUUGGGGAGGACGUUCCCCGCCUCGCGCUUUUCGAUAUCACGGCAGCCAUAUCCCAGGGAGCUAUCAAACUCUCUUUUGGAUGGAACCGCAACAUGCAACAACAAGAGAAGAUCCGUGCAUGGAUUGCACAGUGUCGUCAGACACUCGUGGACGCCGUAGAAGAGCUGUUGCAAGUACGACAAGAGCGCAGCGUCAGCAACUUCAAGCACCUGCCCCUUUUCUACAACGGCACUUCUAGGCUGUCGGCGAUUCUUCCUGCUGGUAUCCAUCUCACGGAUAUUGAGGACAUAUAUCCCACAUCUCCUAUGCAGCAAGGAAUGCUUCAUACGCAAUCACGAAGUCCCGAGCUGUAUGCUUACCACACCGUGUCGCAAGUACAAUCUGCAGACGGCAGUCCGGUAGAUCCACGCCGCCUCGCCGAAGCAUGGCAAGUCGUGGUGCACCGCCAUCAAGCCUUGCGCACUAUCUUCAUCGACAGUCUUGCAAAGAAUGGAUCCAAGGAUCAGAUUGUAGUCAAGGAGAAAGCUGGAAGAGUUCAACUUCUUGCCGACUGCGACGAUAGUCAGGUUGCCAAACUUCUGCGAGAUCAAUCUCUAAUCGACUUCCGAGAAGCUGUACCACCUCACCGUAUGAGUAUAUGCAAGACAAAGACCGGCAAAGUAUGGUUUAAGCUUGAGCUUAGCCAUGCGAUCAAUGAUGGCACCUCAGUGUCUAACCUUCUCACUGAUCUUGCUCGUGCAUAUGCACGAAAGUUGACCAGGGCCGAUGCUGGACCGCUUUAUUCUGAUUACAUCGGUUACAUGCUUUCCAGAUCCGGCGAUGCGGAUCUCGCCUAUUGGAAAACGCAUCUCUCUGGAAUGGAGCCCUGCUUCUUCCCUACUCUCAACGAUGGCAUAUCAAGCUCCCCAGAAUCCGGUUCAGUCGACAUAGAAUUAGGCAGCACAGAUCGUAUCCAGGAGUUCUGCAAGCACAACGGCGUCACUCUUUCAAAUGUGCUCCAGCUUACCUGGGCUCUCACCUUACAUUACUAUGUUGGCACAUUUGAUGUAUCAUUCGGCUUGGUUGCUUCAGGUCGUGACAUUCCUGUAAGCAACAUCGACGAGGCUGUUGGUUGCUUCGUCAAUAUGGUUGUCUCGCGCUUAUCCUUCUCGGAUGAUACAACUAUUGCUCAGCUUCUCGAGGCUCUUCAAACAGGUUCUACAGAAGCUCUCUCACACCAAGGCUGCUCUCUUGCGGAUAUACAGCACGCGCUGCAGCUACCCUCACUGUUCAACACUGCUUUCACCUUCCAGAGACGCACUCUGUCGAGCGACCCAGAGGUGACUGCUCUUAUCUAUGAAGAUAUGGAAGCGGAAGAUUCCGGUGAAUACAUCGUUACUGUCAAUGCAGAUGUGACAGAUCAAAGCAUUACGGUCGACUUCGGCUAUUCGAAAGACAGGAUUCUUCCGUCCCAAGCACAAAACAUGGCAGACACUUUUAAGAAGAUCUUAGAAAGUAUCGUUGCUCGUAGUGCUGAUGAGCUUACUGUUGGCAAACUCGACGUUUUCACAGAAAGCAGCCUUCAUCAGAUCAUGGAAUGGAACCCGCAGCUUCCUCUGCCUAUUCGCCGUUGCGUGCACGAUGUCAUCCACGACCAAGCACUCACAAGACCACGUACGACAAAAGCGGUAGAAGGUUGGGACGGAUCGUUCACCUAUCAAGAAUUCGACAAGAUUACCAAUCAGCUAGCGGUUCAUCUCCAGGCUAUCGGUGUCACCACUGAGACUUUCGUUCCCAUUCUCUUCGAGAAGUCUUCGUACGCCAUUGUCAGUAUGAUUGCCAUCAUGAAGGCAGGUGGUGCGUAUGUACCGCUAGACCCCAAGCAUCCUCAAACCAGACUUCGCGAACUCAUUGAGGAUGUUGGCGCCUCAGUGGUGCUAUGCUCGCGCAGCCACCACACCAAAGCGAGCGAGGUCGCCAAGACAGCCGUGAUUGUUGAUCAGCGAUCCAUCAAGAAGCUAGGAGUGCCGGUCUCUAGCAAGCCACGUUCUGCAGCAACUCCCGACAAUGCAGCGUACUGCCUGUUCACGUCGGGUACUACCGGCAAGCCGAAGGGAACUAUCAUUCCCCACCAAGCAUUCUGUACAAGUGCAGCGGCCUUCACUCGUCGUAUGAAUAUCAACGCAACAUCGCGCACCUUUCAGUUUGCUUCGUACACUUUUGAUGCCAGUUGCAUUGAAAUUCUUUCUGCGUUGACUGUAGGCGCCACAGUAUGUGUACCAACAGAAGACGAUCGUAUGAACAACGCUGCUGGCGCCAUCCGUAAGCUGAGGGUCAACUGGUCGCUGUUGACCCCUUCCGUCCUUGGAACUAUCGAACCGGAGCGCGUCCCCGGCCUGAAGACGCUUGUAUCUGGAGGUGAAGCGCUUCCUGGACCCAUUCUCAAGAAGUGGGGCAACAGUACAUGUUUCAUCAACGCGUAUGGACCUACCGAGUGCUCAGUCGUAGCUGCUACCGCCUACAAGUCCACACUCGACCACAAGCUCAUUGUGUCUGAGCCUGGAACUAUAGUGGAAUUAGUCGCUCCCUCGAACCGAAGCUCGGCGAAAGCCUUGGCCGUGUUUUUUGCCGUCGUCCAAGACCAAGCCGUCGAUGGAGCGCAAACUGUACAGCCUGCUUCAGUCGACUUACCAGCUGCUGACGACUUACUUCUUCCGCUUAGCGACGAGCUUCGCGACAUGUGCAAGAACACCGAGAAUGGCCUGGCUGGCUCCCUGCCAUCGUAUAUGAUACCUGCCAUAUUCAUUCCAGUAACGAAAUUGCCCUGGACUUCGGCAGGUAAGCUAGACCGCAACCGCCUGCGCAGCUUAGUACAGAACCUCAGUCGCGAGACAAUGGCUAUGUAUAGGCUCACAAGCAUCGCAAACAAGAAGCAGCCCACCACCGAGGCGGAGAAGAAGAUCCACAAGGCUGUGUGCUCAGUACUGGGCCUGCCAUCUUCGGCAGUAGGCAUCGAUGACAGCUUUGUUCGCCUUGGUGGCGAUUCCAUCUCUUCCAUGCGUCUUGUUGCGAUGGCUCAUACUGAACAGCUAGAGCUGUCCUUUAUCGACAUCUUCAAGAACCCCAAACUCUCCGACUUAGCCAGAAUCGGUGCUCGGACCAGCAAACUUAACGAGCCCGAAAAGACCAUCCAGCCUUUCGAUCUAUUACCGGCUUCUCUCCCAAGACCGGAGGUAACGAGCGAAGUUGUGCAACAAUGCCAAGUUUCCAAAGAAGACCUACAGGAUGCUUACCCCACGAGUCCACUUCAAGAUGCGCUUCUCACCCUCUCCAUAAAGCAGGCGGGUGCUUAUGUCGCGCAGCACGUCUUGGCGCUCCCGAAGUCCCUGGACAUGACGAAGUUCAAGGCAGCGUGGGAGCUAGCCAUUCGGGAGAUUGACAUUCUCCGCACUAGAAUCGUACAACUACCAUCUGGUACAUUCGUGCAAGCUGUUCUAAAGAAUGACCCUGUCAACUGGAGAGAGGCAACGUCACUCAAGAGUACUGAGGACGACACGAUGAAGAUCCCCUCACAUCUUGGCGGACAUCUUGCAGCGUUUGUGGGAUACCUCUCCAGUACAGAUGUGAAUGCCUCGAAUCUCUACUGGAAGAAGAGCUUGACAGGAAUCAACGCGUACCAAUUUCCUCAGCCGUCGCAUGCUGCUCCGAUUGCAUCGCCAAAUGGACAGAUGUUCCAACAUUCUAUAAAGCUUGCGCCCCGCAAGAACACGGAAGUCACGCCAGCAAAUGUCAUUCGAGCUGCCUGGGCUUUACUACUUGCCGCCUAUACCGGAAGCGAUGAUGUGGUGUUUGGAGAGACUUUGGCCGGGCGAGACAUAGCCGUGGUUGGUAUAACAGAUAUAUGUGGCCCUACUUUGACGACCGUUCCUUCUAGAGUAAAAAUCGAUCGCGGGGCCACCGUUGGUGAUUUGCUCAACACGAUAGCGACAAACGUCACCGACCGCAUACCAUAUCAGCACCAUGGCAUUUCCGCUAUCAAAGCACUCGGCGACGACAUGGUAGCCGCUUGCGAUUUUCAGAACCUUCUAGUUAUCCAGACGGAGAACGAGGAGCUUACCAACUCUAUGUGGACCGUUCAAGACAACGAAGAGCAAGGCAACUUCUUCACAUAUCCUUUGGUCAUCGAGUGCAAGAUGGGGUCGGCAAAGACGGAAGUGUUGGCCCACUUCGAUGCGAACAUCAUCUCGCUUUGGCAUGUUCAGCGCCUCAUCUACCAGUUCGACAUUUGGAUCGCCGUGCCUCGUAUCCCAGCUUUGGCUUCAACGAAGUUGGACAAGAAGCAAGUUGGCUUGUGGCUGGAGAGUAUGGAUGAUGCAACGUAUCAGCGCAUCAUGGGAGCUGAACUUCCGGAAGAAGCGGAGGGACCUGGUGCUGCCGCACUUACAGUGCUUCGAGGCAUAUGGGCCAAGGUACUGGACUGCCCUGUCGAAGAUGUUAAGCCGUCCAAAUCCUGGUUGUCACUCGGUGGUGAUUCGAUCUCUGCAAUGAAGCUUCUCGCAAAAUGCAGAAGCGAAGGUAUUAACCUUACUCUGAACCAAGUGCUGCGCGCCAAGUCUCUUUCACGUUUAGCUGCCGAUGUCAAAUCUGUGGUCACCUUGGACCAUGAGAAAGAAGAAACCGAUAAACCGUUCGCACUCUCUCCUAUUCAACGCUUUUAUUUCGACACCGGCAGCAUCGAGAAUGGUACGCACUUCAAUCAGUCGUCAACGCUGCGCAUCUCGCGAUACGUAGACCCAGCCAUAGUUCAGCGCGCUUUGGAUUCUAUCGUUGAGUGCCAUUCUAUGUUACGUGCCCGAUUCUCCAAGGGCAAGGAUGGGCAAUGGCAGCAGCUUGUCACGUCGAAAAUCUCUGGGUCAUACGCCUUCACGGCACACGAUGUUGCGACCGCUUCUGCUGCUGGAGCCAUUAUCUCUAGUACCCAAAAGAGCCUCGACAUUCGCACCGGACCGAUCUUUGCAGUCAACCUGUUCAACCUGAAGGGUCAUCAGAUGCUCUUCAUGGCUGCACACCAUCUUGUCAUAGAUGUUGUGAGCUGGGGGAUCUUGCUUGGCGACUUGGAAGACCUGCUUGCGUCGGGCUCAGUCACAACGCUUCCAAGAGGUCUCCCUUUCCAGACCUGGUGCGAAAUGCAAUUCUCGAAUGCUUCGGAGAUUACACAACAACAGGCCAUACAACAACAGCCGCUCGCUGUUGAACCCGCGAAUUUUGCCUUCUGGGGUAUGGAUGUACGGCCAAACGUCUAUGGUGACUCCGAGAGGGAUGAGUUCGUGAUCGACAAGGAAACUUCCGCCAUGGCUUUCGAUAAUCAUCAUGUAUACAGGACGGACCUCGUUGACAUCCUCUUGACGGCCAUCUUACACUCGUUCUCUCGUGUGUUCAUCAACCGCAAGGCCCCUACCUUGUUUAAUGAAUCACAUGGCCGGGAAGCAUGGGAUGCGAGCAAUCUUGAUCUAUCACGGACUGUUGGAUGGUUUACGGCACUAUAUCCAGUCACUGUUCCUAUUGGUGAUGAUGAAGACGAUGUCAUGCACACGCUCCGUCAAGUCAAAGAUACCCGUCGCAAGGUUGCAAGCAAUGGACGACCUUACUUUGCGCAUCGCUAUCUUACAGAAGAUGGAAAGGAACGCUUUGCGAACCAUGCGCCGAUGGAAGUUUUGUUCAAUUACCUUGGCCGGCAAGAACAGUCUGGACAUAACGAUUCGCUUCUACAGCCUGCGCAAGUAGAAGGUGAUGACGACGAAACAUCUGACGUUGGUGUCAAGACUAGUCGUAUGGCACUCUUCGAAAUCUCCGCUUCCGUCUUGGAAGGUCAAAUCCAGCUCAGCUUUAUGUAUAACCGCUACUCAAAGAACCAGAAAGGCAUUCGCAGGUGGAUUGCCGAAUGCCAACGUACGCUGGAGGAGAUUGCCACGGAGCUGGCCAAGACGGAUAAACCACAACCCACAAUGGCCGAUUUCCCGCUACUACCACUGGAGUCUUACAGUCGUCUUGAUCGUGUCUUGAAGACUCUGCCGCACGCCGGUAUUCCGUCUUUCGAUCAGGUAGAAGACAUGUACCCUUGCUCCCCUAUACAGGAUGGUAUGAUUUUGAGUCAGAUCAAGUCUCCAGAAUCAUACUGGUCAUCUACGACAUUCGAAGUCAGAUCUAAGCGAGGCCCGGUCGAUGCCACCAAGGUCGUCGACGGAUGGAAGCAAGUUGUUGCCCGUCACCCAGCGUUACGCACCAUCUUCAUCGACAGUGUCUGCAAGGGAGGUGUCUUCGAUCAGAUUGUGGUGAAGAAUCCUGAUGCUGGCAUUGUCACCUACAAGUGCGCCGAUGGUGAGCUAGCUGCACUACUCGAGUCUAUCAAGCACAGCUCUCUCAACGGCAAAAAGAAACCUGUUCUUCCGCACCAGGCCGCGGUCGUUCAGACUUCGUCGGGGAAAAUCUUUGUCAAGGUCAUUGUCAAUCACGCCGUCAUCGACGGAGGCUCACUGGGCGUCAUUGGUCAGGAUCUCCAGGAAGCAUACGAAGGGCGUCUAUCCGAGGAUGGACCGCUAUACAGCGAUUACAUCAAGUACUUGCGCGCACUGCCAGCAGAAGAUGCGAUAAAAUACUGGAAAGCCAAGCUUCUCGGAGUUAGCCCAUGUUACUUCCCGACCACACCUCGGGAUCCAAGCAAACCACGACAGCUUCGGUCUCUGGACAUGCGCUUUACCCGUUUCGACGAGCUUCAUGUUCUUGCGCAGAGCAACAACGUUACUAUUGCCAACAUCCUCCUGGCAGCUUGGGCUUUAGUUCUCCGAUCCUACACCAACUCUUCCGAUGUGUGCUACGGUUAUCUUACCUCAGGAAGAAAUGUACCGAUCGAUAAGAUCGAGAGCGCGGUCGGCGCUUUCAUUAACAUGUUGGUGUCUCGUAUUGAGUUGGAACCGACAACGUCGCUUCUCGACGUCGUUGAGAAGGUGCAGUCCGACUUCGGCGAAUCCAUGCCCCAUCAGCAUUGCUCGCUUGCCCAAUUCCAGCAUGAUCUUGGGCUAUCCGGAAAGUCGCUUUUUAACACCGCCGUUUCAAUCCAGAGGCGUUCCAAUGCCGAAGAGCCCGUCUCGGACGAUUCUGGUAUUGAGUUUGAGCAGCUUGAUGGCCAUGAUCCGAGCGAGUUUGCUAUCACGGUCAACAUCGAUGCCACACGUGAUGAUGAAGGGGUGCGCUUCACCUAUUGGAGUGAUGCUGUAACCGAUGGCGAGGCGAAGAACGUGUCUGCUCUCAUGGCAAAGAUAUUAGUUCAGGCCUUGAGCAACGCAAAGCAAACCAUUGCAGAACUGGAUCUUGUAGUCAAGGGUAAACCUGCACAGCCCACAGCCGCACGUCUCAAUUUACCCAAGCCGCGUCCUUCCAUUCUCAGAUCCGGUUCGAGUAUAUCCAGUGGGUCGACCUCGCCACCUCGUACACCAAGGAUCACAUUUCCUGAUCUCGCUCCAGCGGCUCCGCUGCCAGCCGAAACACCUGACUGGAGCAGUCUCAUCAGGUCCAUUGUCAGCGAGAUGGUCCCCCAGAUUGUCGAGCAGAUCGUAGCGCAGAACAAGCUACCUACCGAACCCACAUCUGCAACAAUCGAUCAGAUGACUACACAAAUGACCGGCAUGCUUACAAGAAAGACUUCCAUGUCACAACGUGGGCGACCAAGUCUCGAUGAAGCCUCUAUCAAGGCAGGUUCUACACGAGCAGCAUCCAUACGUUCACGUCGCGCGAUGAGCAUUGCCAGUAACGCGGAGAACAGAAUUCAGACGGCAGCUGAUAUGGUUGCCACUCUUGGCGUUUUGGCUACUGAGACUUCUAGCAAAGUUGCACCAGACUUUGUCGAAAAAAAGCUUCUCAAUCUGUGGAGCGAGCUGCUGGAAAUGGUGGAGGAAACAAUCGAGCAGGAUGAUAGCUUCUUUCAACUCGGAGGCGACAGUAUCAUCGCAAUGCGCCUGGUUGGGGCCGCGAGGGAGGAAGGUCUAUCGAUGACAGUGGCUGAUGUGUUCAAAAACCCGACGUUCGCCGACAUGGCUCGGGUCGUGCGUGUUGCCGGUGAAGUCAUUGACGAAGUCAUGUCCCGAGCUGGCGGCGGAUCAGUGGCAGGCAGGAGCGUCGGAGGCCAGUCGAGGUCUCGCCUUCACGACAGAGCCCCAUCGAUCUGGAGUGAAUUCCAGGACAUGGUGUCAGACCCCAACGCCGACACUAAGAGCAUGGCUCCUAGUGAGAUGCCCGCCGAUCCGGAGCUAAACAGUCGAGAUUCAACGAUUUUCAAGAGAUGGCAAGGGCUUACGACGAACCAAGCGAGGCCUACCGCCACGCGCAAAGUGAGCCAGAAGUCGCUGUUCACACAUACAAUCCAGGAAGGGGUUGAGAGCUCUAUUAACAGGUCAGUAUCGAUGCUUGGCGAUCCCAAUGUCGAUAGCGUCAUCUCGAAAGUGCAAGUAUUCAAGGGAGGCAUCUCGGAUGUUUUCCCCGUGACUGACUUCCAAUCGCUCGCCAUCACCGGCACUCUCAUGGAGUCCAAGUGGAUGCUCAACUACUUCUAUCUUGACGGCGACGGGCCACUAGACCUUCGCAAGUUGAAGCAAGCUGCUUACCGCAUGGUACAAGCCUUCGAUAUCCUCCGCACCGUGUUCGUCCCGUACGGUGACCGCUUCCUACAGGUGGUAUUGCGCAAGCUUCAACCUGAGUUUAUAUACCAUCAAACGGACGAUGACAUCGAAACUUUUACCACGGAUUUGCGACAGAAGGAUCGCGAGAAUGGACCUAGGCUCGGUGAAGCCUUCAUCCAAUUCGUCGUUGCGAAGCAAAAGCAAACGGGACGAUACCGUAUCUUCAUGCGACUGUCUCACGCCCAAUACGAUGGAGUCUGCAUGUCAAAGAUUCUGGGUGCGCUUCAAGAUGGGUACAAUGGCCUCCCUGUCUCGUCUGCUCCAAGCUUCGGCAACUUUGUACGAGAAACUGCCAAGACCGUAUCGGGUGCCCACGACCACUGGAGAGAAGUGCUUCGUGGUUCCAAGAUGACCGAGAUUGUGAACCGAUUCGGUCCUAACUACCAGCGCUCAGCUGGCCAAUCGAUCACAUUGGAGAAGAGAGUUGAUGCGCCAAAGUUGAAGGGCGUCAAUAUCACCAGCGCGACUGUGGCCAAGGCUGCUUGGGCUUCAACUCUCUCGCACCUCGUGAGCAAGGUUGACAUUGUCUUCGGUCAUGUCAUCUCAGGCCGCAACGGUGGUGUUGCUAACGUUGAGAAUAUCGUUGGGCCCUGCUUGAAUAUGGUGCCUGUUCGCAUUGUGUACCGCCCCGAGUGGACCGUCAUGGAUCUUCUCAAGUUUGUUCAAGACCAGCAAAUCGCGAAUAUGCCGUUUGAGUCUCUCGGCUUCCGCGAGAUCACACGACACUGUACGGAGUGGCCCGACUGGACAAAUUUUUCGAGCGUCCUGCAACAUGACCAAAACAUCCAGGACGAUCGGCCAACUAUGCAGCUAGGCGAUGUCGAGUACACUAUCGGCGCGGUAGGCUCGCAAGAAGAUUUUGCAGACUUCUCUAUCCACACCACUUCUCGCGGUAACCAAAUGGAUGUCACUUUGACGUACGCCCCGAACAGCACCAUUACCGCAGAGUUUGCACAGCACGCAUUCGAUAUGCUAUGCGCCAAUGUUGCCGCCUUCUCGGAGAACCCGCACAGUCUGCUUCCAUCACUUUCGGAGCUCAGCUCCAAUAGCUCGACUAGCGUGGGCUCGGAGAAGCUGCGCAAGAAGUCCACAGAGAAACAGCCUGUUGCUCUACCAUCCGACACGGGCCUCUCGCGUCACGAGACCAGUACUCUCGCCACGACAUUGCGAUCGGCCUGGGAGCAGAUUCUGCACGAUGAACAUGGCUCACCGAUACCCAUUGACCUUGGCUCUGACUUUUUCCAGCUGGGUGGCGAUAUCAUGGGUUUGGCACAAGUCGCGUCUAUCCUCGACCAAGACGGCCUAAGAGUUAGGGUCGAAGACUUGCUUGAUAAGUCUGUGUUCGUUGAUCAAGUGAGCAUCCUCGCUGUAGAGCGCAAGAAGCAGAUCGAAAGAGAGAUGCAGAACCCUUGGGGCGAGAAGGCUAAGACAAGAAUUGGUGUUGAGGAGAAGACGAAAGAGAAGGAGAGGAGGGCCAGUGGUUUUGGGUCGCUCGCCAAGAGGAUUGGAUUCAAGAGGAAACAGAGCUCGAAUGCUAUGUAA